Hyalella azteca is the source of this 3599-nucleotide messenger RNA. RefSeq lists its product as uncharacterized. The record is from RefSeq and is a predicted model, not a curated record. NCBI's taxonomy places the organism in Eukaryota, Metazoa, Arthropoda, Malacostraca, Amphipoda, Hyalellidae.
AGACAUAGACGAGCUGUCUGAGUUGUCAGAGCGCUACUCUGCGUCGUCUUCAGAGCGCUACGACUCUGACUCUGACUCUGACGUUAAUCACUGCACCGCUGGCAGCAGUGACACCAGGAAUCACUGCACCGCUGGCAGCAGUGACGCAGUGACUCACUGUACCGCUGGCAGCAGUGACGACGAGCUUGCGUCGCACAACUCAUCUGCAUCAUCACGAUCCGAGAUCAACGUUUAUUCGGUGUCAUCAGCCAAGAUCUUCCGUAGAUCAUCGAACGAUCAUCCUUCCGAUCUUUCUACUGUAAAGAUCGCCUCUCAAACUAAUUCGACGCACAACCGAAAAUAUUCAUUAAAUAAUUCGCUCCCUGACCAAAACCAGUCAAAUUCUUCUAGCCUGCAAACUUCAAAUUAUUCAUCACCAUCACGCCCAAAAAUUCAGAAACCUCUGUCGACCAAACUAAAAAUUACAAAACCUUCAGGAAAUUCAGUGUUUCUUUCAAAAAAAUCACAAGUAAAGAAGACGACGAGCAUUCCUGAUGUAGAUGCAAGUAUUUUAAGUCCUCCCACGGAGGUACCAGGCCCCGAGGACGACGCCCCCAGCAGGAGCGAGAGCGUCGCCAUAACCGACCCCCCCGACGACCUGACGGUCACUGAGGGGAGAACCGCCAGGCUCGUGUGUACAGUCGCCGCCAGAGGGCCUGUUGGGGUGAGUUGGUACCACGACGGGACGAUGCUGGGACGUGGCGGGGGACGUACGGUGGGCGGCAGGGACGGCGCCGUUCACCGCCUGGACGUGCUGGAAGUGGACGGUGCAGUGGCGGGGCGGUACAGUGUAGCGGCGUACACUGCACAGCACUGCGUGUGGCAACACUGCACACUGCGUGUCAGAGCCUCGUCGAAGCCUCGCAGGCCUCCCCGUGUGGUGAGGCCUCUUCGCCGGGUGCUGGGCCAAUCCCCACAACAUGGGGGUAACGGGGACGAAAAAUUACCAGUAUCUGGGCACCACGACAACGUUGACCAAGUUCCAUCCCCUGGGGAUGAAUUACCUCAACCGCUUGGGGAAUUCGGUGGAGAUCCAACCAAACCUGCUGGGGAUGAUGAGUUUUUAGUCCUCGAGUGUCAGGUCGCUGGGCAUCCUGAACCCCACGUGGUGUUCAGGGCUGGGGAAACUAUCCUCACUCACAACCCCCCUGCAACCCGCAUUGCGGGUGACCAGUACGGGUCAUGGGAGGUACGGGUGAAAGCGGCCGUACUCACGCUGGGGGACGUUAGUGCAACGGCCAUCAGCUCGGAAGGGACCGUCAUCACGACCUGGGAUGGUGUCACCACCACUUGUGAUGGUGUUAUCACCUCCUGUAAUGGUAUCACCAACCACCCUCACCACUCGUCUCACCAUAGCCAGCAGUCUCCCGCCACAUCUCACCACCGCGACCGCUGCCGCGCAACUGAACAGCUGCAGCCACACGCAGCUGCCGCAGCUGACGACGCCACGCCGACAGACGAGCAUGACUCAGCUAUUUUCAUCGCUCAACCCCAACCUGUUUUGAGUGACGUGAGUGGCAAAGACGACCUCACGUCGAACGUCACUGACGACGACGAUGAACUGCUCUCGUCCAAGAGUCGCGACCUGACGCGUUACCGACGUGAUUAUUACGUCGCUAACACGUCAUUAAAAGAGACGUGCACGUCGUCAUGGCUACGCAGUGAUAACGAAGCUUCCGUUAACGUCAAUGACGUAAGAAAGAGGGACGAAUCGACGACGAGAGAUGACGAAGAAAGGACGAGAGAACGCUGCGCAGGCGACAUGGGGAAGGAGUCACCGUCUGAGCCGGCAUGCGUGGGGCGCGCCGUUGCGCGUCUGCAGCAAGCGAUGACCCCCGCAGGGGGCAGACCCUCCCCCGCCGCCCCCUCCCGCCUCUUCAACCCUACCCCUGUGGGGGGGCCGCGGCAUGUCAUCUACAGCUCACAUGAGGCGCUCAAUCCUGGCGCAGGCACCGCCCUGCCGACCUCCAGGGCGAGCCUCUGGCGCACCGUCAGCGUCGACGCUCUGCAGAAAAACUUCGAGAGCCUCAGCCGAGGCUCUGACGACCGUAGGGCGACCCUAACUCGGCCUUACACUAGAGCCCUGGGCCCGAGAACUUUGGCCUCUGAGAACCUGGAAACGGUUGAUAGAAAUAACCUGGAAACGGUUGACAGAAAUAACCUGGAGACCGUUGACAGACAUAACCUGGAGACGGUUGACAGACACAACGGUUCUGUGAAGACCACGUCAGGUCUGUACAGGAAACACGUCGUCAACAGGAGCAGCAGCAACAGCUUCAUCAACAGAAGCAGCCAUACCUCUAACAGGAACAACAGACUACGUCGCAGUUCUAGCGUAGACAAGAACAGUUUCGCGUCUCAAUACGAAGGACUUCGUUUGUCUUUUGGGAGUCCUUUGGGACACUCGAAUAGCAUGGGACACGUCCCUCUUGGGGACUUGGAAGAUGGGGACGGAGACUGGAACUCGACGUCCCAGCGAUACCGCAGCCUGGAGAAUUUCAGCGACUCGCAUAUCCUGUCACACGCGGCCGGAGGAGUAGGUGGGGCAAGGGUGGGGCGUCGCUGGAUGAGUGUUGGGGCAGCGCUCGACCUUCCCCAAGACCCGGGGCUGCUGCAGCUCCCCUCCGUGAGGGAACUCGCGUCUAAGUUUGACAGUCUGGGGGCGGUGACCCCUAUUUUGCAGCGACGUGCAGUGAAGGAAGCAAAAGCUACGGGCGCCGCCCCUACAGACGCCCUCCGUAGGGACGCUCCUACAGACGGGGGAGGUCGUCCUGCGAGACGCUUCAAGGAGGUUCACAGCUUAACGGCACGCAGCGUGCCCCGCGUGUUCAGGGAGGGCUUGAAAAACCAUCGCCCCCGCCCCCCAAACCGGAAUGUUUUGGGGGACCUUGUGAGGGGUGAACCCCCAACUACCGAUGACGUCACCCAUCACUCACCCAACCACCAUCACUCACCCAACUACCAUCACCACUACUCACCCACAGCCUCGACUUACUAUAACUUCACCACAAACCAAUCUGUUCAACCUGCCUUCAAGGGUGGUGAUUUCACCCCCAACGAAGGGGGAAUUUCUGCUGGGGUAGAACCUCCCCACCACCAUCACCAUCAUCAUUAUCAUCAUCACUUAAUGGAUCAUCUUGUGAACUCUUCCUCACCCCACCAUCACCCUCACCACCUUCAUCAUCAUCACCCCCAACUUGAAGAGGAAUUGAUGGGCAACGGGGAAUAUUGGUCCCACUUGGGGAAUGGGGGUGUGCAUGAACGGCCCAUGGGGAAUGGGGGUCAACAUGUAUAUUCCCCCAUUCCCUUGGGGAAUGUGGGAUCGGUCAUUGGGGUUCCUUGGGGGAAUUCAAGCGAUCGUUCAUUGGGGGAGGCAGUUCGGGAUCGGUCCCCAGACCAUUUAGGGAUCCCCGGGUCCCGGGCCCAACUUGUCGCCGGUCCCAGACUCCCCAUGAUGGGGGACGACACUAGUGACGAGAGUCCCACUUCAUCCCCAGCAGCGUCCCGGUCCCACAGGAGGGCAGUGCGCUCCUGCAGCAGCAGCGCGCGCUAAAGGUCCU